GAGCCUUUGCAGCCACAGCGCAUGGUUCGCCAUGUCAGGGCUGUGGACCCGGCCGUUCCUUAUUGGGACCUGGCGCCGGUAACACCACCACCACCACCACCUACCGGGCAUCCUUUCCAAAAAAUUUCCUCUUAUCAAAAACAGCUUUCCGACGCUUGAAAGUCUUGAACUCUUCGUGAGGAGUGACGGCAUGAAUCCAAUCCCGGCCGAUACCUUCGCCAACGCUCAGAGCUUGCAUAACGUUGCCUUUGACGCCCCUUCUGAUACGAAGCUCAUCCUUCCGUGGAAGCAGCUGAAGGAAUUAUCAAUUUGCACAUUUCGCUUAUCACCGAACUACUACUUUCAAAUCUUACGUGAUGGGUCUCGUCUUGAGACACUGCGUCUUCGAUUGCGGCCAAAUUUGAGCCAGUGGACUGCCGCCAAGACUAGACUCUGCACCCAUCCUGUGACCACACUACCUUGUCUUCGAGUGCUCGAAAUUGAUUCAGAAUUGAGCUCGCUGCUUAAUUCUAUAUGUCUUCCAAAGCUCUCAUCCUUGAUUGUUUGCGGGGACGUAGAGAGUAUAGAACUCGACUUGUCCUCCUUCGUCGAAAGGUCAUGCAACAGUGUGGACAAUCUCUCAUUUUCUUUUACCCGUAUUGUGGGUGGUUUCACCCAGCUUCUCCGCAUGUUUCCUUCUCUGACAUCGCUAACCUUACGUUCCCCGACUUUCCUGGACAAAGCCUUCUUCUACGCAAUGGCACAGAAAUCGCUCCUCCCUUCCCUCGAGAAUUUCAGUAUCCACAAUGCCAACAUCACCCACGACUACAUGGUACCCAUCAUGGGUAUGUUGACCGCUCGACAGAGUUGUCUCAAACAAUUUCUCAUGACUUUGUCAUUGAGAGGAAGUCCUCGGGACUCGGAGCCGUGUAGUAUUGAUUGGUGGUUAGAACUCCCUCAGAAAUUACGGCUGGAGACAUUAUCGAACGCGGGGAUGAAUAUUCGGAUUGGAACAAGCCGUUCCCGUUUAUUUGGGAGUCCUGAGAUUUCGUACUUAAAUCUAGGAGCAGAGAAUCAAUGACAUCCGAUUCGGGAGGCUGCUCGACGGUGUUAAUGAACUUUGAUCAGAAAUAUUCAUGAUGAUAUGAUGUUAUAAAGUCGCAAUUUUGGAUAGCUAAUGCUUGGAAUGAAUGGUGUAAAAUAACGAGUAAUACAAUAGCUGAUGCAGUCUCGAUUUGGAUUCCCUCGAUGUUUGACUGUUACAGCUUGCAAGCA
Messenger RNA from Desarmillaria tabescens, 1254 nucleotides. RefSeq lists its product as uncharacterized. Lineage: Eukaryota; Fungi; Basidiomycota; Agaricomycetes; Agaricales; Physalacriaceae. The record is from RefSeq and is a predicted model, not a curated record. The transcript has a single exon. Bases 191 to 1060 code for a protein of 289 amino acids.